UUGCAGGCAGAGAUUAUACAAAAUUUUAUAUUUAUUUUCAUAGUAAUUUGUAGUUUCAAACUAGAAAACAAAGUAAUGUCCAUUCCGGUGAUAAAGGCGGGCCUUUCGCUGCGCAGCUUCUACAUCUUCAACUCGAGCUUCGGCCCGAAGGAGGGCGAGGAGGAAAAGAAGAUUCUGUUUUACCACCCCCAGGAAACGGAUAUUGACUCCAAGAUCAAGGAUGUUGGCCUCAGCGAGGCGAUCGUCAAGUUUAGCAACACAUUCACCAACGACGAGAGCGUCCAGGCGAUGCAUACUCAGAAGACGUGCCAGCUGUACUACCAGCCGGAACCGGGCUAUUGGAUGAUUAUGGUGCUGAAUGUGCCCUUUGAGCGGAAAACGCGCGAAACGGGCGAUUACAACGAGUACCAUGGGGAUGAUAUCCACGAUACGAUCUACCAGGCGGUUCUUCGGCAGUCCUACAAGAUGUUCCGGCUGUUUCUGGGGACGUUUGAGAGCAACUUGAAGCCGGGCGAGGAUCUGGAUGCCGUGGCAAACCUCAUCGGGAAGCUGGAGGAGUUUUACGGAAAGUACAUUUUGCUCUUGAAGUUGAAGGAUUGCGAUGUUUUGGACGCGUUUGGGAGUGUCCAGUACCUUCCACUGAACCAGCUGGUAUUUUUGAGGGUUCAAAACUUUAUCAACAUGAUUGAGGCCACCUUUGAACCGAUAAAGCAGUGCAUUUUCCUUUACGACGACCAGGUCAUUUGGAGUGGAAUCAACCCGACGGAUUUGUACACAAUCAUUGAAUACCUCAACGGUCCAAUGUUUCAGACGUCCUCCCCAGGCCAGGAACAAUCCCGAAAAGUCUACAUUCAAGAACAGGCCACCGGCCAGGACAAAGUGUACAACUUCAUGGUCUGUCGAAAGGUCCAAAACGUCACCCUCUGCCUCUUCCUGGACCAAGUUGAAAACGAACAAGCCCUGUACGACGAACUCAACGCCGUAAUAAACCCCCAACUGAGCAGCAUUAGCGUCAGCCUCGGUCAACUACCGGAAGCAACGCCCACCGCCAAAGAGGAUCCCACCGCGCCGAAAUUCAUCUACUUCAACGAACUAAACCUGCACUACCGGGGUUCGAUCCGGCUCGGGGUGCAAAAGCGAAACAGUCCGCCGGCGACGACCAUCCCGAACGACGUGAUGAACCUGAUCGUGGACCUGCUGGACGACGGUCGUCGGCCCGAACGGAGGGGCGCCGCGGAGGAAACGAUUCUCAAAACGCACGACGAUUUCUGGAUCGUGAAGCGGAGCUGCAACGCGCGGCACGUGUUUGUGGUGCUGAACAAAAGCUCCACGCUGAUCGACGUGAGCGAGGAAACGAAGAGGAUUUUGGACCAGAACAUGAAGGGGGUGUUUUUCUGAGGGAUGGGAGUUUGCUGAAAGAACUGUGUUUAAUAUUUUAGAUUUAUUAUUUUUUGGUCUGAAUGCGCUUCAGAGACUAUAUUGUGACUAUUUCUGUUUCCAAAUGUUAGCAUUGAUCUAUACUAAUAAAAUAUUUAUAUUCGAUAUCAACGUCA
Molecule: messenger RNA, 1553 nt
Organism: Culex pipiens pallens (northern house mosquito)
Lineage: Eukaryota; Metazoa; Arthropoda; Insecta; Diptera; Culicidae
Gene: Ccz1
Product: vacuolar fusion protein CCZ1 homolog
Exons: 3
Coding region: 76-1398 (440 amino acids)
Biological process (GO): vesicle-mediated transport
Cellular component (GO): Mon1-Ccz1 complex; intracellular membrane-bounded organelle
Source: RefSeq, a predicted model, not a curated record